CGGCACAGCAGCAUUUUCCAAGUUCCAUCCUGAAAAUAAGUUAGGAUAGUAUUUUCUGACCCACAUACCAAAAGAUUGGACCCACUGAGAGAGAUAGAAGAGAGAAUCCAAGGUGUUUUCAGCCUUUCAUGAUCCGCCUCUUUUACGGGGAGCGGUAGUCUGUAGAGCAAUUCUACGUCUUGUUACACUAGCGUCUGGUUCUGGUUCUAGAGGGGUAAGAGUUCCCAAGAAGGUGAAGAGGAAGAAGGAAAUGGACGGUCCAGGCCAAGAGCAGCAUACCAAGUCUAGGGUUGUGAAGGUUGACUCUUUGGAGUCGUGGGAAUUCUAUGUUGCCCAAGCCACCAAUAAAGGGUGCCCUAUUGUUGUACAUUUCACUGCUGCAUGGUGCAUGCCUUCAGUGGCUAUGAACCCCUUUUUUGAGGAAGUGGCUUCAAGCUAUCCUGAUGUUCUGUUUCUCACAGUUGAUGUUGAUGAGGUCAAGGAGGUGGCGACUAAAUUGCAGAUAAAGGCGAUGCCCACAUUUUGGCUAAUGAGGGAUGGUGCUCCACUCGACAAACUUGUUGGUGCCAAUCCAGAGGAGACUAAUGAACGCUCCAGCUCAAAAGAAACGAGGUCUUAAAUCUGUCUUUUGGCAUUAUUUCGGGUAGUCUUCGAAGGAUGUGAGCAGCAAAAGGCCUAGCAUCGUUGACGUUGUGCACUGUGUCUGGUGGAGAUGGCGGCUGACCAACAAAUCUCCCUGUUCUUGCGCUUCCCCACCACCUUUUCCCAUUCACUAGCCGGUGUCCCAAUCAACCAAAAACACUAUUUCUAUUACCACAGUUAAGGAUGAUAUAUUGGGUGAUGCUGUGCGGAUGGUCAUGGUGUCUCAAUUACUAGGUGAAGCCACGAAGUUGGAGUUAAUGGAGAAUCUGCAGGAUAAGUUUCAUGAAUUGAAAGGGGCGUUUGGGUCUUGAUGUUCCGGUUCUUUCUGCUCCGGAUUUUUCUUUCUCCCUAUAGAAAGACGACGCAAAUGCACUUUUGGUUUUGAAUUACUCUGUAUAAUAGUGCUGCGAAGAAUAUUCAAGGAAAAUAGGCAAGCGCAUUUUUUUGGGUCAUGUCCAGUGGAGUUUUGUUUGUAUAGGAAGAACAGAAAAUUGUAAGCAGCCUGGAUGAGUACUCAAAGAAGCUUUUACAUGCAGUCCAAGCUUCUCUUUCUCUGCCACCAAAGUGGCGUAAGGAACGAAGAAGCCAUAGUUCAUUUUUAUGUUUCUAUUUCUAUGGAGGGUACGUUGCAAUUGCAAGACUGUAUUCGCUGGAUUAUAAAUGUUGUUUAAGAAUUUGAAACUUCCAUCGAUUCUGAUUUAUUGGAACAGUUGGUAGUUUUUGUUAA
Messenger RNA from Carya illinoinensis, 1369 nucleotides. Its product is annotated as thioredoxin-like protein CXXS1. Bases 251 to 619 code for a protein of 122 amino acids. The record is from RefSeq and is a predicted model, not a curated record. The transcript is spliced from 4 exons. Lineage: Eukaryota; Viridiplantae; Streptophyta; Magnoliopsida; Fagales; Juglandaceae.